CAGAGAAAAAGGAGGAGAAAGCCUCCAAUUUGGUUUUGUCUGUCUACCGGCAGGUGGCGGCUAGUGGUCUGGUGGCCAUAUUGGUGGUCAUCGGAGCUGGCAUAGCCCUAUGGCAGCCGGGAACUCUCCGGAGCCACGUAAGUUCGUAGUCGUGGCCGACUCAACCCGGGAGUCAGCUGCCGCACUCCAGUAUGCCCUCUCCCAUGGGCUAACCGAUGAAGACGAGCUCAUCCUCCUCCAUAUUGAGAGUACGACCUCAUGGAGAAACACCUUUUCAAUCUCCACUCUCUUUAGAAGACACAGCUACCAUUAUAAUCAUAACAACCGUCGGCAUCACCACCACCACCACAUCUUUCACAGCCAACAUCAUCGACGCUGCCAUUGUCAUACCAGCUCCACGAGCAUAAGUGGAACCCAUGAAGGAGAGCCAUCAACUCGUGAGGAAGGGUUCAGUGGAGGGGAAGCCGAUUUCCUUGAGGAGAUGAAGAGCUUGUCUGAGGUGGCACAGCCAAAAGUUCGGGUGCGAAUACAAAAGGUGGGAAACAAGGAAGGGAAGGACAAGGCUUCGGUUAUCCUUCAUCAGAGCGAGUUGCUUGGGGCCGAUGUCCUUAUCAUAGGGCAGCGUCGGAGCCUUUCCACGGCCAUCUUAGGGAGAUCUGCAGAAGGGUCGACAAGAAAAAAAGACACUGCAGAAUACCUGAUCAAGCACAGCAAGUGCACCUGUGUUGGUGUCCAGAGGAAAGGCCAAAACGAAGGCUACCUUCUCAACACGAAGACUUGCAGAAACUUCUGGCUUCUCGCUUGAUCUACGUUCAUGCAACUUCAACUGAAAAUAUUUCAUUUAAUUGGCUAAAGCUUCAUAGAUGGAAUAUCUGUCAGUGAUUCCGUUGAAACAUUUUGCCAAAAGCAUUUUUCCGAGGGACGAAUUUCUAUCGGGAAAAGUUGUAUGCCAACUGGAUUUCGACAGACAUUUCCGACAGAAACCAGAGUUCCAGCAGACGUCCGUUUUUCAUCUAUCUUUUCUAUUCUUAGCACUAUCAAGAAUUGUAAAUAUAUUUGGAAGUGGUUGUUCCCGGUAAACAUUGAAA
Punica granatum (pomegranate) is the source of this 1088-nucleotide messenger RNA. The record is from RefSeq and is a predicted model, not a curated record. NCBI's taxonomy places the organism in Eukaryota, Viridiplantae, Streptophyta, Magnoliopsida, Myrtales, Lythraceae.